Pseudophryne corroboree (corroboree frog) is the source of this 1794-nucleotide messenger RNA. It is a transcript of the gene UCK2, whose product is annotated as uridine-cytidine kinase 2. NCBI's taxonomy places the organism in Eukaryota, Metazoa, Chordata, Amphibia, Anura, Myobatrachidae. The record is from RefSeq and is a predicted model, not a curated record. The transcript is spliced from 7 exons. The coding region runs from base 240 to 857 and encodes 205 amino acids. Gene Ontology annotation, molecular function: ATP binding; ribosylnicotinamide kinase activity. Gene Ontology annotation, cellular component: cytoplasm.
GAGAGAGGCCACAUGCGGUUAUCGAUUGAGCGGCAGCAACGACCUGGCACGGUGCCUACACUAGCAUCGGGGAACUGGGGCUGAAUCCAGCCCCCACCGACUCCUCAAAUAAGAGAUCAGGGCAUCAUGAUGAAGAGGUGGAGCAGCCGUACUAAUAGAAGGGAGACUCAUCUGUAUGUUCAAAGAUUGUACAGCUCCUGGGACAAAAUGAGGUAGAUCACCAUCAGAAGCAGGUUGUAAUGUUGAGUCAGGACCGUUUUUAUCGGAUUUUGACUCAAGAGCAGAAGAACAAAGCACUGAAAGGCCAAUUUAACUUUGACCACCCAGAUGCCUUUGACAAUGAACUUAUCUUGAAGACCCUCCGAGAGAUCAUGGAAGGGAAGACUGUCCAAAUUCCUGUGUAUGACUUUGUAACCCACUCCAGGAAAGAGGAGUCUGUAACAGUAUAUCCUGCUGAUGUGGUGCUUUUUGAAGGUAUACUGGCUUUUUACGUGCAAGACAUCAGGGAGAUGUUCCAGAUGAAAUUGUUUGUUGACACUGAUGCAGAUACACGGCUAUCAAGAAGGGUGCUAAGAGACAUUAACGAACGAGGUCGUGAUUUAGAGCAGGUUCUUUCUCAGUACAUCACUUUUGUGAAGCCGGCCUUUGAGGAGUUCUGCCUGCCUACCAAGAAGUAUGCUGAUGUGAUCAUUCCCAGAGGUGCUGACAACCUGGUUGCCAUCAACUUGAUUGUUCAGCACAUCCAGGAUAUUUUAAAUGGAGGUUUAACAAAGCGGCAGAGCAAUAGCUAUACGAACGGUUACAGUAACCACCGGAGUAGGCACCCUUCAGAGUCUAGCAGUAGCCGACCUCACUAAAGUGCCCUGUGAUCAUGGAAUCUGUAUAUACUUUACACCAAUACAUGUUCCAUGCUGUCUUGCCAUGGAAAACCAGAGAUGGGUGUUUUCUCUGAAGGAGAAAUAUAUUUCUUACAGCAUAUUUCAAUGCUGCCAAGUGCUCUGCAAGAAAAGUGCUACUUGACUACUGCACCCAGAACAAAACAUGCUGGAAUUUGCUGGUGUCUGCGAAGGAGAUGAAAACCUGUGGCUUCAUACGCCAAUGCUUGUGGGUUUUUAUUUUAUUUUUUUUAGUUUAACCCCCCCCCUCUUUAUUGGAAUGGAGAAAAGCGAAUGGGAGCUAAUGGCCAUCAAAACUUGAAUGUUCACAGAAACUACUGCUAGAAUGAAUUUCAUAAAACUCACUGGUAUUCUAUCCAGUAUCAUGUAUUUUUUUUUGUCUAUAUGUGAAAUUCUGUACAAUUGUUUGCCAUAAAUGUAUUUUAAAAGCUAUGGCAUUCUAAGUCUUUAAGCAUAGACAUGGGCAUUGUCUAAAAUAAUCUGGAAUAUGUAACAAGAAAGGAUACAAUUUAUUUUUUUCACAUUUCUCUUUAUAUUAGGACAUUGAAGUUUCUAGUGUUUCAUAACGAGAAUGUGAUUAUUAUAUUGGGAUUGUGAUUUCAUAGGGGGCUUCUCCACACAGCAGACCAGAACAGUUUAACCAUCACCAGUGCCAAACUCAUGAUUGUGGAAUUUAUUCUGUAAAUCCGAGGAUUUCAGAUCUGCAUUGUUUUGAAGUCCGUUAAUAUUGUAUUUACUUUCUAUCCAUGAAAUUAUUUAUUAUCUAUCUUUUUUUUUUUUGAUCUCGUACCCUUUGGUGUGGAUCAAAAUAUUGUUAUCUGAUAAAUGGCUGCCAAGUAUAAUGAAUAGUAGAAACCUGAAAAGAAAAAAAAAUUAUAAUAAAAUGAUACUUUCAGAA